Molecule: messenger RNA, 869 nt
Organism: Ectocarpus sp. CCAP 1310/34
Lineage: Eukaryota; Phaeophyceae; Ectocarpales; Ectocarpaceae
Source: the annotation of a GenBank genome assembly
AUGAUCGAAGAAGAGGCGGCCACGAACAACCCGCGGACCGCCGCCGACCUCUUGCGUGGGGUCCGCGAGCAGGUCGCGGACAUCGACCCCGCUGCCGAGGUCGAGGACAUCGACCCCGCUGCCGAGGCAAUAAAUACCUUGCUUCACCGCGUCAUGUGGCGCUACACCAAGGCCCACAUGCAGUCGACACGCGAGGACCUGUCCGAGGGGCAACUGGUCGGCGAGGACCGGCUUCACGAGGACUUCCUCGCGCAGUUCAUGACGGGCCCGCGUCGCCACGCCUCCGGAAUCCUGACCAUCCCCAAGUCGGACUUCGGGAACCCCAAGAUCAUGCGCUUCCUGUCCCCAUACGUCGGCGGCAACGACAACCUCGUCGUGGAGGAGACCCCGGCCGAAGACGUCCACGUGGAGGACUCCGAUCUAGGCGCAUAUCUCGACGAGAUGAACUGAUCGUUGUUGUUGAUUGGUUCUUCACAAGCUCAGCAUCUGCAUGGGUCGCGGAAUUGCUGGCAAAUGUUCUCGGGCGUAGCGCUUGCUGUGGUGUUAGGUGGGGAGCAGGUUUUUGUCGCGUUCGGCAGUAAGUUUAUUUCGUCACUGUUCUUUUUCGAGCAACGCGUGAAGCGCUUGGAGAUCGAUACGCGCCGGCGUACCCUGGACGUGGUACACACAACGCAGAAAUGCUCCUCCGUGUCGCCGGGGGUAGGGACACCUCAAGUAUUGAGGUGCUUCGCGGACAAUGGGCCAAGUAGGUUCGGUCGAGCUUGAUUGAACUCAUGGAGUUUUUAGUCUGUACGCACAAUAAAGUGUCGGCAGGAGCGUGUACAUGCCAGACUGGUUGCGUGGACCUAGAGGCAUGGAGUGCAAUUUUU